CAGUCGUGGAGUAAGCGUCAUCAUCAUAGUUCGUCAUUAUUGCGUUUCGACAUUGUUGUUGUUGUUAUUAUUAUUGCUGCGCUCUUUUCUUUCGUUUUGUAUUAUUUUUCGGUAUUUUUUUUUUUGUUAUUGUAGUGACGUUUUGCGCUUGGCUUAGAUUAAAUAUAAUUUGGAGUUAUUUGAAAGUGUUGUUGUUGCUGUUGUUAGAGUAGUUUCUGGUGUUCUUGUUCUACCACUUGCGGGGAGAGCGCAUGAAAACGGCGAGAUAUUUGUGUAAAACAUUUUUUUGGGCUUCCUGGAAAUCAUUCGUAGAAACCGUGCGUCAGUUUUGAAGUGUUUGUCCGUCGUGUCGGUGUGUCGUUGAAAUUAGGCGGAAACCGGAUUUGUUAGUCAUUGAUAAAAAAAAAUUAGAAAUAACAACAACAAGAAAACUAUUUAAUAGAUAUAGAGUCAGCGUAGUGGUGGAGUGUAGAGUGUAGAGAAGAUCAUUGAUUGAUGAAUAAAUAAUUAUCUUCAAUUAAGACUAAAAACUCACUGUGAUGGAAAUCUAGUCCUAAAUGCGUUUGAUUAUGAAAAUUACAUAUGAAUCCAGUACAAAAACAAACACAUAAAAAUUAAUAAAGCAACUCAGUAUGCAACAAACAACCAGCGCUAAUAGCCAAACUACAAACGACAACAACACAAGCACCACAGCCAACAACACCAACACAGCAGAUAGCAUAAUUGCAGCUGCAACAACACAAUCAAAUAAUAAUCGUAAUAGAAGACGAAAGCCACAAGAUAAAAUGGCACAACAACAACAGCAAGAACAACAACAACAACAUGUAGAGCACAGCGAUACGUCGUCGCCUGAUGUCAACAAAAACAAAGAUGCGAAUCUAAUGGAAACGGGUUGUGUACGUUAUGGCAAGUGCAAGUGGUUUAAUGUGGCCAAAGGCUGGGGCUUCAUAACACCACACGAUGGCGGACAGGAGGUGUUUGUACACCAGAGUGUCAUACAAAUGUCCGGCUUUCGUUCACUGGGCGAGCAAGAGGAAGUGGAAUUUGAAUGCCAACUAACCGAGCGCGGACUGGAGGCUACACGUGUGAGCGGCAGCAAAGGACACGACUGCACGGGCAGCACCUUCCGACCGCGCACGAAGAAGCGACGACGUGUGCGUUGCUAUAAUUGCGGUAAAUUUGCUAAUCACAUAGCGUCCAUGUGCCCGCAGGAACCGCAACCCAAACGCUGUCAUAUAUGCAAAUCCGAAGCGCAUUUCUUUGCCGAUUGUCCGAUGCGGCAGGAAUCAACUGCGAGUGCUGAUUCGGCGGCAAUAUCUAAUGAUGAUAAGAGCCAGUGCGAGGAUGCAGCCACGUGAGAGUGACAAAUGGGCAGUGGCCGUGGGAAUGCAAUAGAAGAAAGGCAAAGAAUUACCUCAACAUUUCAUCGAUUAAGUUUCUAGCCCCGUUGCAGUGCGCUUUAAUUUACCUCGUUUCGUCGCCAUUUUGUAGUAUUUGCUUUGGACCGUUCAAAGGCUCCACAGCUGAAGAAUGCUUAGUACAAACUUGAAGAACUAUCAACACAUUUUUUCAUUUACAUAUACAUAUAUUUACUAUAUAUUAAGAAGAAAUUUUUAAUUUAAGAAGUAAUUUUUGACAAUGAACAUUAAUGCUUAGUUCAAAAGACAUUUUUUAUGCAAAAAUUGUAAAAUGAUUAUUUAUUUUAAGUAUCCUUCAGGUAUCAUAUACUAUAACUUACUAUCAUACUAGAUUUUAUAUAUAUAUAUACAUAUAUAUUUACUUAAGCAAGCAUUUGCAUGCAAUUUAAUGUACAAUUACAAUGCCAUUUUUAAGAGUACUAGAUCUUAAAGAAAAACUGAACAAC
Messenger RNA from Zeugodacus cucurbitae (melon fly), 1864 nucleotides. RefSeq names its product protein lin-28 homolog (gene lin-28). The transcript has 5 exons. Gene Ontology annotation, molecular function: nucleic acid binding; zinc ion binding. The record is from RefSeq and is a predicted model, not a curated record. The coding region runs from base 633 to 1358 and encodes 241 amino acids. NCBI's taxonomy places the organism in Eukaryota, Metazoa, Arthropoda, Insecta, Diptera, Tephritidae.